AUCAUUUUAUCAUUCUUCUUCUUUUUUUUUUCUUUCUUUCUUUCUUGUCUUCAUCACUCUUAAUCUAUACUUUGAUUCCAUUACUAAAUAUCAUUUUGUGAACUUAUUCGUCCCAUAAAGAGUCAGAACUCACCGACAUUUGCCAUACUUCAUUAACAACAUGUCAACAUCAUCGAAUGUAACCAAAGACAAUGCAACACAACGUUCAUCACAACAACAUGAAAAGACUAUGAUAGAUGAUAUUGAAACCAUGUUUCAAGUAUCCGAUGACAAACUUGAUAUUUUAAUUCGAGGGUUUGGAGAUGAAAUGAAAACUGGACUUUCUCGUCAGAAUGAACAACAUCAUACUUCUAGUGUUUUAAAAAUGAUUCCUUCUUUUGUGACAGGUCAUCCAAAUGGGAAUGAAAAGGGAACCUAUUUGGCACUUGAAAUCAGUGGUGUGGAUAUUUAUGUAUGUCAAGUGAAAUUGAAAGGAGAAGGUGGCAAGUUGGCUAUUAAUCAAUAUCAAUAUAAAAUCCCGGAUCAUCUGACAGCUGGUGAUGACAUUGGUAUCUUGAUCGAUUAUGUAGCAGAUUGUGUGGCCGAUUUCCAACGACGCGUCGGAUCACCUCAAAGGUCUUAUUCUAUGGCCAUCAGUAUUGGUUUUGCAGUACGACAGACAGGUUUGGAUCGUGGUACCAUCAUUGCUCUUGAACAUGGUUUUGAAUUCCCUAAUGCUAUUGGUUGUGAUAUUGUUGAUUUGUUUCAUCAGAAAUUCAUUGCAAAAGGUCUAGCUAUCAAGAUUGUCGCUAUUGCCAAUGAUGCUGUAUGUACAUUAUUGGCUCAUGCAUAUCAACAUCCAUCCACUCGAAUUGGUAUUGUUCAUGCUGCUGGAACCAAUUGUGCUUAUUAUGAUGUGGUAUCUAACAUGACUGGUUUAUUGGCUCAACAUUUACAAGAAUUAUCUGGAGAUACAGAGAUGAUCAUCAACACGGAAUGGUGUAAUUUUGGUAGCAAACAAUACUUGCCAAUGACAAGGUUUGAUCAUCAACUGGAUACCGAGUCUAAUAAUCAAGGGAUUCAUAUCUUUGAAAAAAUGACAGCAGGCAUGUAUUUGGGGGAAUUAGUACGACAGAUCUUGGUAUACCUAUUGGAUCAAGGAGUGUUGACAUUUACAACCGACGAUGAUGAUUGUUUGGUGCGUGUGCCUUACCAUUUUGAUACAAGCUACAUGUAUGUGUGUGAAGCCGAUGAAGAUUUGGAUACCCUCGAGGACACGCGGGUCGUGCUGGAGGAAAUGUGCAAAGUGGGGCCAACGACUUUAAAUGAUCGAGAAAUUGUUAAAAAAGCUUGUGAAUGGGUUGGGAAUCGUGCGGCCACAUUACUUGGUGCCAGUAUUGCUAGUGUGGUGAAAUAUAUGUUUGAAUAUAAUGAUCAUGUUGAUCGAUCACAAGGUUUUGCUAUUUCCAUUAGUGGUGAUAUUUAUAAGGAUUAUCCAUCCUUCCAUCCUCGUGUAUGUGAAGCAUUGAAGACUUUGAUUCCAGAUGAAAUGGCGGCUAAAUUAUCAGUGGGUAUUGUCAAGCAUUCAAGAAUCGUAGGUGCUGCUAUUGUAGCCAUGAUGGCAGAAAAAAUGGAACAAGAAGAUGUAGAAAUGACCGGAUAGUCUCAUUCAAUUAUGGAAUCGUCCUCUUCUUUUUUUUUUUUUUUUUUACCCUUCUGUUGACUUUUAC
Messenger RNA from Halteromyces radiatus, 1709 nucleotides. RefSeq lists its product as uncharacterized. Gene Ontology annotation, biological process: glucose 6-phosphate metabolic process; glycolytic process; intracellular glucose homeostasis. Bases 161 to 1642 code for a protein of 493 amino acids. Gene Ontology annotation, cellular component: cytosol; mitochondrion. Gene Ontology annotation, molecular function: D-glucose binding; fructokinase activity; glucokinase activity. The transcript is spliced from 6 exons. The record is from RefSeq and is a predicted model, not a curated record. NCBI's taxonomy places the organism in Eukaryota, Fungi, Mucoromycota, Mucoromycetes, Mucorales, Cunninghamellaceae.